AUGGGGUUGGCACCACUUACCUUUGUGGAGAGAUUCUUAGCAAGAGGUUUGGAGUGGCCACAGUGUCUUCAAGGGGGCAGCAAUACCAGUCCAGCAGCACAGACCCCAAGAAAGGAGAGCCCCUUCCAGGGAUUCCACCCCCAGUCCUGGUUAAUUGAAUGGGUUAGCCCAGAAGGGCUGCCGCUGCUCACUGCUCCAUCCUUUGGAAACCAGUUGUAUCUUCACACGUCUCCAUGCCUUUUUAAAGAACAGCAGAAAAUGAACAAACGCCAGUUCCCUUCGUUACUGAGCAGAAAUGUGCUGUUCCAGGAGUCACUGUCAUUUGGAGAUGUGGCUGUGGACUUCUCCCAGGAGGAGUGGCAGCACCUAGACCCUGCUCAGAGGACCCUGUACAAGGAUGUGAUGCUGGAGAACUACCACAACUUUGUCUCAGUGGGGUAUCUCAUUAAAAAGCCAUCGGUGAUCUUAAAGUUGGAAGAAGGAAAGGAGCCAUGGAUGUUGGAGGAAGAAUCUCUAUACCAGAGCUACCCAGAAGACAGCAAAGCUUACCUAACAGAGAGAAUCCAGAAAAACCAAGACAAAUAUUUGCCACAAGUUUUAUUAAACAACAAAACAGUGACUUCAGAGAAAGUUUAUGCUUUAAGAAAAUCAUCUAAUAUGAGUACAAAGUUUAUUCCUUCAAGAAAAAUGCCCUGUAAACAAGACUUACAUGGAAUGAACUUGAAAAAUAUUUUAAUAUCAAUUGGUAGUAAGAGAAAUUCUUCAAGAAAAAAGCCUCCCAUGUUAAAUGUAUAUGAGAAACUACUUGAUAUUAAGCAGGAUAAACCUCAUACUCAAGAGAUUUCUCAUGAAAAUAAUCAAUAUGAGAAAGCCCUUGGUCAUAAGAAUGGUAUUAUUGAGCACGUAAAUAGUCAGUCUUCAGAGAAGACUUUAAAAUAUGAUGGUGGAAAGUCCUUAGGAAAAAAGAUCACAGUAAUUCCACACAGGCAAAUUGACACAGGAGAGAAAAUCUGUGAAUAUAAUGGACAUGGAGAAACCUGUGAGAGGGCAUCUCUCUUGAAAUGUCAUGGGGUCUCCUUCGAAAUAAAACAAUGCAAAGGCAAUCAGAUUGAAAAUAAUUUCAGCAGGAUGUCACAUUUCACUAAAGUUCAGAAAAAACAGAGACGUGAGUGUCUAUUCAAAUGUAGUGAAUGUGGGAAAACAUUCAACUACAAGUCAAACUUCACAGUGCAUCAGAGAACACACACAGGAGAAAAACCCCAUGAAUUUAACUCAUGUGGGAAAACAAGUCACAAAUCACCCCUCACAGACCAUCAGAUAACACAUACAGGGGAGAAACUUUAUAAAUGUAGUGAAUGUGGGAAGUCCUUUUGUAAGAAGUCAUCUCUCACUCGACAUGAGGGAACAUAUACAGGGGGGAAACCUCAUGAAUGUAAUGAAUGUGGAAAAACUUUCUGCAAGCAGUCAGCCUUCACUCAACAUCAGAGAACUCAUACAAGAGAGAAACACUUCCAAUGUAAUGAACUCAGGAAGACUUUCCGUCGCCAGUCAGACAUUAAGGUACAUCAGAGAAUUCACAAAGGAGAGAAGCGCUUCCAAUGUAAUGAAUGCGGCAAAACUUUCCAUUGGCAGUCAGACAUUAAGCUACAUCAGAGAAUUCACACAGGAGAGAAACCCUUUCAGUGUAGUAAAUGUGAUAAAACUUUCUAUCGGCAGGCAGAUGUUAAUGCACAUCAGAGAAUCCACACAGGAGAGAAACGCUUUCAAUGUAAUGAAUGCGGUAAAACUUUCUAUUGGCAGUCAGACGUUCAUGCACAUCAAAGAACUCACACAGGAGAGAAACCCUUUCAAUGUAAUGAAUGUGGUAAAUCUUUCCAUCGGCAGUCAGAUGUUAAUGUGCAUCAGAGAACUCACACAGGAGAGAAACGCUUUCAGUGUAAUGAAUGUGGUAAAACUUUCUAUCGGCAGUCAGACGUUAAUGCACAUCAGAGGAUUCACACAGGACAGAAACCCUUUCAAUGUAAUGAAUGUGGGAAAACUUUCUAUCGGCAGGCAGACGUUAAUGUGCAUCAGAGAACUCACACAGGAGAGAAACGCUUUCAAUGUAACGAAUGUGGUAAAACUUUCUAUCGGCAGUCAGAAGUUAAUGUUCAUCAGAGAACUCACACAGGAGAGAAGCCCUUUCAAUGUAAUGAGUGUGGGAAAACUUUCUAUCGGCAGUCAGAUGUUAACGCACAUCAGAGAAUUCACACAGGAGAGAAACCUUAUAAAUGUAAUGAAUGUGGGAAAUCCUUUUAUGAGAAGUCAUCCCUCACUCGACAUGAGAGAACUCACACGGGGGAAAAGCCCUAUGAAUGUAAUGAAUGUAGGAGAACCUUCUGCCAGAAGUCAGCCCUCACUCAACAUCAGAGAACUCACACAGGAGAUAGACCCUUUCAAUGUAAUGUAUGUGGUAAAACUUACCGUCAUCUGUCAGCCAUUAAUGUACAUCAGAGAACUCACACAGGAGAGAAACCCUUUCAGUGUCAUGAAUGUCAGAAAGCUUUUCUUACAAAGUCGACUCUUAUUAAUCAUCAGAGAACUCACACAGGGGAAAAGCCCUUUGAAUGUAAUGAAUGUGGGAAGAGUUUUCGUCAUAAAUCUACCCUCACUACCCAUCUGAGAAUUCACUCAGGAGAGAAACCUUAUAAAUGUUGUGAAUGUGGAAAAACUUUUGGCCGGAAAUCAGCGCUUACUCAUCAUCAAGGAAUUCACAUAGGGUAG
Molecule: messenger RNA, 2763 nt
Organism: Odobenus rosmarus divergens (Pacific walrus)
Lineage: Eukaryota; Metazoa; Chordata; Mammalia; Carnivora; Odobenidae
Product: zinc finger protein 658-like
Exons: 6
Coding region: 1-2763 (920 amino acids)
Source: RefSeq, a predicted model, not a curated record